UAUUGACUCAAGGAAACAAGGCGGUGCGGUGACUCAGCCGAGGUAAACAAAACCAAAGUCAAGACAGUUGACCAUGGCCGAGCAAAGCAACUACACAGUGUACUUUGACAUGUUGACAUCAAAGUCACGACCUCCUCUGGUACUUGGGGUGCAUGCAGCAGCUGCAGUGAUAAACUAGAUAGCUGAGUGGCUAUACCGGUAGUAGAAGGAUGUCCAGACUCUUGGGUAAUUUUCUGUUACAAAUAAUUGUGCUGCCGAUUGCUACCACCACCGCCUUCACAACGACCGUUCCUCUGUCACCGAUGUUCUCUCGCGCCAGUCCUUUCCAUCUUGCUUCAGAAAAAGCAGCUAUGGAGGUUGCGACUGAGGCCGAGACUGUGACUGAGGCAACCGUUACAAUUGGACCUACCGGUAUCAGAGAUCCCAGCACCAUCCCUCUGCUCCAGCAACGGCUCAUGGAUGCCGGUGUUCCGUUGGAAGAAAUGUCUCUUGUGGGAGAUCAGACAGAGGAACAGCAAGAUGAGCAACAUACAGCAACAGAAGGAAAGUCUGCAGAAGAUAAUAUCCACAUUGUAAAUAUCAAGACGUUGGUCUGGCAAGUGCAAGUAACAUCAGCCAGUGGCACCACCACUGCUACGACGCCCCUUCCACAGUUGGAUGACACCAAUGACACGCAACCCUACUACUACUAUGUGGUAGCAGCCUUGCCAAUUCAAGAAACGGUGGAUGUGCCAAGAUUGGGAAACCUGGUUGCCAAGCACUUGCGAUACUCACACCAAGUAGAGUUUCUGUCCAUGGCACCACGAGAGGUGGCAGAAUCACUGACAGGAUUCACUUCGGGGUGCAUGCCCCCCAUUGGCCACACCACUACCAAGCAUUUGCCACUCUUUGUUGAUUCCUCCAUGAUUCAGGCACGGGAUGAACAGCCAUCCAAUCAGGUUGUCAUGGCCAGCAUUGGGUCAGGGAUACCCGGCAAGAGUCUCCUGCUACCACUGCAGCAACUCUUGCAAGUGGCCGCCAAAACGGGGGGUGUUCGUGUAGGAUCGUUUCUGUCAUCGUCUUCACCACCACUACUGCAGGUACCCAUUGAAAAGACUCCUCAAGAGAGACGACAAGAGCGAAAGCAGGAACGAGUCAGUCGACAACCCAAGCCCAAAGAUCGGCUCCAAGAGUACCGCAAACUGCACGACAGGGUGGACCGGGCCAAACUCUUGCGCACCACGGCACGCAAAAAGGGACGCUUUCACGAUGUCCAAACACUCGUGGACGAGGCCGUUCGAACGGGAGACUUUCCCCACCUAUUCGAUAUUCAACCGGAAGAGGGGUUUAGUAAGAAUGCAUUGCACAUGUGUGCCUGGAGAGGCGACCUCGAAGCCGUGCAAUUGCUCGUUGAAACGGCCCAACAACAGUACAACGUUGACAUUGUCAAUCUCAUUUCCAAAGGACCGGGCAACUAUGGCAAGACUCCCAUUUUUUAUGCGUUGACGCAAUGUCGAGAAGAUGUGGUGCGGUACUUGAUCGACCGCGGAAACGCUAGUUUGCUCAUUGUCAACAACAAGGGUCAAACGCCCUGCAGUAUUGCCGUCAGUCACCUCUCCAAGGAAGCGUGUGAUUACAUGUUCCAAGUGGAGCGACAGCAACUAGAACAGGGGAUGGUAUUUUCGGAUUAUCGGCAAUCGCAUUCGGAUGAAAAGUUGUACGGAGAUUUGGAUCCUCGCUUUCCCAUUGACAAUUACAACUACGGAGAUGACUUGGUGGAGUCACUGCAACAAUAUCGAGACUCGACGUCCUCGGUCAUCAACGGCAUCCCCACCCAGUUUGAACCAAGAAGUUUGCGUCCCACGGUUCGAUGGUGGAAUCGAGAAGAUGGUUCCUUGGCCAAUGCCAACAGUGCACAUCCUGAAGGGCCUUUGACAUUUACACAACCAAGACAGUCGACUCCACCAAAGACGGCAAAGAAGAAGCAAGGGGACAACACCCAGCCAAAUAGAGAUGACAUUGCAAAGGCAAUCGACAUCAAUUCACUAGAGCUGCUGACCAUUCAAUUGGUUCUGGAUAGAGACAGUUCUAGUACCCCGUACCCCGAUGAGACGCCAUCAUCCGUGCUCUUGGUCAACUCUUCAGAGACGCUGAGGCAGCUCGAGGCAGACAUUGAUGCUGCGAUUGAAAAUGCUGGCGACAACCAGAAUGAAGAGAACAAGACGGUGGAUAAUAUUCUGCUCAACUCUACUUGGGGACUGGAUUGCGAAUGGAAACCUGGUCUCGAGCAUGGAAAAGACAACCCAGUGUCUCUUCUCCAGUUGAGUUCACGGCAUCGUUCGUAUAUCGUUGAUCUUCAGAGUCUUUGUCAAGUUUCCCACCAUUUGGUGGAUGGUGCCGGGUGGACUCAAGUUAACGCCACUCCCAUGGAGAUGCAACUCGACCGCGCGUUGUCAAAACUAUUUCACAACCACAACUUACCCUUGUUGGGCUUUGGGAUUCAUCAAGAUCUGGGAAAGAUGGCAAUGAGCUUUCCUCACUUGCCAUGCUUUGCGAAGUUUACGGCUGUGAUUGACCUCCAAACCGUCGCCACAGCCAUUUACAGCAAGGGGGCACGGAACACCAUGUCUAGCCUUCAAAAGAUGGUGGCGACACUCCUUGCAAAACGAUUGGAUAAAUCUAAGCAAUGUUCGGACUGGACUCAACGUCCCUUGAGUGCGACACAAAUUAGCUAUGCCGCACUUGACGCAGCAGUUUUGCCAAUCCUACUUGAAACCAUGAUGGAAAAGAGUGUCAGUGUGGAGCCAUACAAUGGUCAGUUCUUUGCUGUGCACGCCAAUCUACGUUCCAAUCUCCAGUACACUUUUUUGGACAAAAGUGUUCCAGACGAAAUCGCGCGCAAUGGUGAGGACUGGGUUUGGCAUGUACCAAUGGGGAGCCUUCGACACACACUUGUUCCUGGGAGAUACAUGGCUCGUCAGUGUUGGCCUCUUCUCGGAGACACUCCCGAGCCACCAAGACCAGCCACCAUGGAGGUGGAUUGCAGCAGCGCCAGGAAAGGCAACAAGGAAAACAGCAAGUUGGGGUCAAAUGGACGACGGAAGCCAAAGCCAAUCCAGCUAAGCUCGCUUGCUGGGAACCUGGACAAUCUGCCAAUCCCUGGAACGACCCUUGGCUACACCAAGGACUCUUGUGUCUCAAGGGUCGUAGGUCACAUGUUUAUCAAUACACUUCCUGAUGGGACAACUAUUGGCUACAACCGUCGUUCUGGAGUUGUGGAGAUGAAUAAUGCAUGGAUCCUCUUUUGUAACUUUGGUGGCAAUGUCACCAAGUCCAACUACUAUCUUAGCGAUUUCUCCAAGCAUGGUCGGCAUCUGAGAUUCAAUGUUAACCCAGAACGCCAGAAUGGAAAAUCUAGCGAAAGAACGCUCAUGAACUACAUUGCAAGGGGGUCAAACAGGGCAACUUCGAAACAACUGCAAGACAACAAGACCAUUCUUUUGUUUGCCCGUGAUGGUACAUCCUCUAAGUACAUGUAUUGUGGAUCAUGCAGGUGUAUUGAUUACACUGUGCAGGAGGAAAACGUUUCAGUUGACCUGCAUCUAGAGCUUGAGAACUAUGAAGAGCUCGUCGGCGACAAAAAUAUUUCUUCCAGCUUCAUCGAGCUUGUAAAGUGGAGAGAGCAAGUAUCAUGCAAACACCAGCAACAAGUGUCAUAAUCAAACUAUCUGAAAGAAGACGAACCCACUACCACCACCAUACAACGCCAUUACGCAGAUUCUUUGCAAGACAGCUAGGCUCCUUCUAGUAGAACCCUCGCGCAAAACCAACAUCCACAGGAAGUGCCUUCAGUUCAGCAUUCUGCUGGAACCUGAAUGCCUCCCCAGUCUAUCCAACCACCUCCACAAACAACCUGUUGGGAUCAUCAACACUGCUCUUGGCCAGGCGCUUGCGCAAACAGGCAUUGGCCGACUUUUCAAAUAUGUGUGACGGAAUCUGUGGCCAGCACAUGCUAGCUGAGCUAAUCAACUUCUUCCAUCUCAGCUACCUCUUGCUCCAAUUCUUCCCCUUCCUUCUCCACUACUUUUGCAUCCUCCGCCACCACCGUUUCCUCUGGAUGAACCAGCUUUUUGUGGAUUCCCCAUGCCUCGCGUUGACAUUGAUGACCGCAGUACGUUGUCUCCUUGUCCACAUCCAGACAAAGUUCACAGGACAGCAUUCCUUCUGGAAAACAUCGGCGGCACCAGUUGCACUCCUCAAACUUUACGGUCUCUUUCAACGAGACACCAAAGAACCAGCCAUCAUCAAAAGGCUGAAAAUGAAGCAAUGGCAAGUGCGCUACCUUGCCAUCUCGUGAGUAAUACCUCAGCAUUUCCUUUGGUUCUUCUUUCUUUGAAGACCCAAACCAAUCAAGCCAUGAGCUCGUUUCUUUGCCAACGCACCAAGCUACCUCUACAUUGACUCGCAUCGUCACAACAUUGCUGGCACUCUUCGUUUUGUCACCCACGAAAACGUCAAUGGGUGCCCACGAAGCCGACAUUAGGAAAUCUUGACCAAGCUGCAGUCCAACCAUUUGAGUCUUGUCAAGUGAAACUUCCACGGCAUUGUUGAGUAUGACAUCGAUACCGCCUACCCUUACGGAAAAUGGCUCGAUGCAUGUAAACGUGACACCCCGUACCUUCUUGACUGUACAAACGUCGACAAAUUUUUGAGAUUGGAGGCUUUCCAUGCGUCGCAAUCCCAAUUGAUUCACGACGGAUGGCGAAACAAGAGUGUAGAUGCUCCAAUUCGAAAUGCGUGCCAGCAGCGGGAUCCCUUUUACCAUCACGUCCAUGUAAACAGGUCCUUUGGUCGGGACCAUUCGCAGAUGUUGCUCACUGAACAAGGUGACGGUUGCAGCCAGAUCCACAGAGGGGGCUACGGUAGCCUUGACCUUGUGUUCAUCUGAUUUGAAUUGAACCUCACGCUCUAUUGGAUUGGAACCUCUUUUGUGGAAUUCUUCCGCCAUCAUUCUUCUUUGAGAAUCUGUAUCAUUGGCGGAAGUAAUGCCUCGAAAAUCUGCCUCCGCCUUGAUUUGUUCGUCUGUGAGGCAUUGUGGACCCGUCAUGCCAUUUGUUGUUGUGUUUACCCCCAUGAUACGGUCCAGCCCAUCUUUGGAAGUGCGAAUGUCGGGUGUUGCUGGCUGUCCCACUAUAAGUAGUUCACGGCACAACAGCUUACCACAAGUGAGGCAGUAAUUGCCAUUGUGAUUUAGGAUGCACUUUCGGCAGAAUGUGUGUCCACAAUAUAGUCUCGUUGGUUUCCUGGGCAACUUGUGACACAAAGGGCAAUCAUUGGGCGGCUCUAUUGCAUCAUAGAAAACUUCUCCUUCGUCGUCGUUGUCGUCGUCAUCUUGUUCUUUGUCGCGACCGUCAGCCCUAUCAUUGGCGUUUGCAGUAUUCUUGUUGCAUUUAGUAGUACUGGGCAACCAAGCUCCAACCAAGCAUUUGGCGACUUGUCGGAACAGCUCUGGUUCGUUGGGUUUGUUUGUGAAACGGGAAAUCGGGCCGACAAACAUAGCCCAGAAUCUCAAGGGGAAAUUCCGUUCCCUGUGGUGUGAAAGGUACUCCCUCCUGGCGCAAAAGAAUCAAGGAUUCGCACAUGUCCGAUGCAGUUGG
Seminavis robusta is the source of this 5636-nucleotide messenger RNA. NCBI's taxonomy places the organism in Eukaryota, Bacillariophyta, Bacillariophyceae, Naviculales, Naviculaceae. The record is from the annotation of a GenBank genome assembly.